AUGAAUAAAACCCAACCAAAAGAAGAAAUUAUUUUUUUCUUUUUUCUCAUUUUUCUUGUCUUUUUUUUUUCCAUUCUCCUUUUUUCCUUUUCUCUCUUUUGCUUUUCUCCUUUUCUUUUUUGCUCUUUCUCCUUUCUUUCCUUUUCUCCUUUCUCUCUUUGCUCUUUCUCCUUUCUCUCUGUGCUCUUUCUCCUUUCUCUCUUUGCUCUUUCUCCUUUCUCUCUGUGCUCUUUCUCCUUUCUCUCUUUGCUCUUUCUCCUUUCUCUCCUUGCUCUUUCUCCUUUCUCCCUUUUUCCUUUCUCUCCUUGCUUUUUCUUUUUUCUCCUUUCUUCUUCUCUCUUUUUUUAUUUUCUCCUUUUUCUUUUUUCUCAUUUUCUCUUUUUUUUCCUUUUUCUCCUUUUCUCUUUUUUCCUUUCUCUCUUUUCUCUUUUUCUCCUUUUUCUUCUUUUUCUUUUUUUUCUCUUUUCAUUUUUCUUUCUCUUCUCUUUUCUCCUUUCUCCUUUUUCUCUUUCUCUUUCUCCUUUCUCUCUCUCUUUCUCCUUUUCUCUCUUUGCUCUUUCUCCUUUCUCUCUUUGCUCUUUCUCCUUUCUCUCCUUGCACUUUCUCUUUUCUCUCUUUGCACUUUCUUCUUUCUCUCUUUGCAUUUUCUCCUUUUUCUCUUUCUCUCUUUGCUUUUUCUCCUUUCUAUCUUUGCUCUUUUUCCUUUCUCUCUUUACUCUUUCUCCUUUCUCUCUUCGCACAUUCUCCUUUCUCUCUUUUCAUUUUCUCCUUUCUCUCUUUGCUCUUUCUCCUUUCUCUCUGUGCUCUUUCUCCUUUCUCUUUUUCUCUCUUUGCCUUUUCUCCUUUCUCUCUUUGCUCUUUCUCUUUUCUAAUAUUUGCUCUUUCUCCUUUCUCUCUGUGUUCUUUCUCCUUUCUCUUUCUCUUUUCCUUUUCUUUCUCUUUUUCUCCUUUCUCUCUUGCUCUUUUUCCUUUUUCUCUUCUUUUGUUCUCCUUUCUCUUUUCAUUUUCUCCUUUCUCUCUUUGCUCUUUCUCCUUUCUCACUUUGCUCUUUCUCCUUUCUCUCUUUCUCUCUUUGCCUUUUCUCCUUUUUCUCUGUGCUCUUUUUCCUUUCUCUCUUUGCACAUUCUCCUUUCUCUCUUUGCCUUUUCUCCUUUCUGUUUUCGCCUUUUCUCCUUAUUCUUUUUGCUCUUUCUCUUUUCUCUCUUUACUCUUUCUCUUUUCUCUCUUUACUCUUUCUCUUUUUUUAUCUUUGCCCUUUCUCCUUUCUCUCACCAACCAUAUCUAUCUAUCUAUCUAUCUAUCUCUCUAUCUAUCUCUCUCUCUCUCUCUCUCUAUCUAUCUAUCUAUCUAUCUAUCUCUCUCUCUAUAUAUAUAUAUAAUAAAAAGGCUUAA
Messenger RNA from Acanthosepion pharaonis, 1392 nucleotides. NCBI's taxonomy places the organism in Eukaryota, Metazoa, Mollusca, Cephalopoda, Sepiida, Sepiidae. The record is from the annotation of a GenBank genome assembly.